AUGAGCGCGAGUGACAUUAAGGAGGAACUCCCAGUUAAGCGUCGGGAGUGCGCGUGCGGUAGUGAAAGGUGUUUGAUAACAUACCUGAGCAAGCUCGACCGUUCUCUAUUGCCAGAGUUACGGUCAUAUCGGUACCGCCGUUGUGAAGCUUGCAAUUUGAAGUACGACAUAAUUUUGGGUGGCGCAGUCCCUACACUGGAGACUGUGGACAGUUCAGCAUCCCUUGAUCGCGGAAAUUCCAUGGGUGUUGAACCAGCGCACAUCGAAUCUCCCGUAUCUCGGAAGAGCUCUGAUGAGAUAGGGAUUGCAGCCUUGUGUGAUUACCCCGCUUCCGAGAAGGUCAGAAGGGAUACAUUGUCCAACCGGUUGUGGGCGGAUGAAGCUACUACAAGUAACUCUGGUGGUAGUGAAAGUUGCAAGGAUCCUGUAUAUUCGCCCGAUCGUUUGAAAAGCUUGGCAACGGAAAAUUCUGGCGAUCUUGGGAUUUCUGAAAACAACUUUGUAUUGGGUGGUGAUGAUAGUUCUGGCGAUUCGUAUGAGGUGGCAAGCCAUACCACAACGCGACAUGCGCCAUUAAAAAGCUGUAAUGCAUCGGGAAUCCGCGUAAAUUUGACUCCGUUCACGGUAACUACUGUGGAUCUCGAUACCGGCCGCACAACGACUACCAAAGUUGAACAUAUCGAGAUGGGCACUCGCACAAAAGGGUCCAAAACCCAACCAAAUACGCCUACAAAUGCUGAUAGGAUACCCGUGAAAGCGUCUACUGCAUCUGUUUCACCUUUGAGCCCUCAGCGAAAGGUGACCAUUCGUGCCAAGUUUAUAGGGUGUAGAAAGGUACCAGGCUACAAUGACGGAUGUGACGCUUCUCCUAGCGCCUCCUCAACGAAACAAACGCCCAAAGCAGCUGUAGUAUCAAACCAACCAAAUGUUGCGGCCCGUAAGACACCCUCUCGUCCGCGUGCUCCCGAGACACAUUCGUACAAGGAUAAUUACACUACUGCUACACGUCGCAGUUCUGUCAGCCCUCUCACUCCAUCUAAGAUCAAACAGCCAACAUUUGAUACGGCUCCCAGUUGGUCGGUCGACGAGAUGUUGUCUAAAUCGCGGCGCGCAAACUCACGUAUUGGUGGGUCCAGUGUAGCAGGACGAUCCGUUAAUCGACGUGGUUCCAAUUCAUUCAUUUAUAUGCGCCCCCGACCCCCGUGGUAUCCGAAACGCUCUGAUGGGCGCGGAGACGUCUAUGAUGUGCCGUCAUUGGAUGUUUCUUCAUCUGUUUCUCGGCAUAGGAGGCCAGCACCCAAGGGUAAAGCGAAAUCCGCUACAAAGUUGAGGACAAGUGAAUCGUCAUCUUCUUUAGUCGGUUCCAUUUACAACCGCAGGAUGGUGUCUCCUUGUUCAUCGAAGGUCGAGCGGAAGCGCGUCGAAACAAGCGAAGAGGGAGAAGAAAUUCCGAAAACAACUUUAAACAGGCUUGCAACUGGCGAACGAGUAUAUUGCACCUUCCGCGGCGUGAUUGUGCCGAAAAGUCGGUCUGGCGGUCAGCAGUCUACUAGACGCAUUGUUGAGCCUCGUGAUAGCUGCCGUGAACCCAUGACUAUGAGGUCGUCUCGCCGCAUGCCGGCGUCAAGCCCCGCCCGUGUAGAGAAUAUGUACGAAGAGUAUGUAAAUAUAAACUCAGACAGUGAAGGGACGUGUUACGCCUCCGAAAUGAGUUCGAAUGAAGACUGCAGUUGUGAGUGUUCGGUUGCCUCUAAGCGCGGCAGUAGCAACGAGGUUUGCCAAGUGAUAACUCGUGAGAAUGGUUGUCGCAGCAGGAUGGCAAUACAGCCGCACUGCGGAUCCGACCGAGUUCAACAAUAUGCCCAAUGUUGCGAAGACUCAACAUGCAGUCCAAGAGCUGAUUCGUAUGAGUGCGACUGCGCAUACACGAAGCCGUCACAUGGCAGCAGCAGAGUAUCCUCGCCGAGCGUAGUCGUCCACGUAUGUGAGCACUGCGCUGACCAGCCGGAUGGAACAGUAUGUUCAGCCGCAACUAACGCCAGCGCUAAUGGCUACUACAGCCCAAGCGCAUCUCCCAGUAACCCAUGGCGCCGAACAACGCCACCUGCUCCCAACGUCGUUUACCAAUACACGAAUUCAGGUGUUGUACUAGACAAUUAUUGA
Babesia ovata is the source of this 2163-nucleotide messenger RNA. RefSeq lists its product as uncharacterized. Lineage: Eukaryota; Apicomplexa; Aconoidasida; Piroplasmida; Babesiidae. The transcript has a single exon. The record is from RefSeq and is a predicted model, not a curated record. The coding region runs from base 1 to 2163 and encodes 720 amino acids.